UACAGAGUUGCCAUUUUUAUUUUUUGGUCAAAGUCUCCUCAGAGAGAAAGAGGGAGGGAAGUGUUGUUGUUGUGCGUGUACAGUAGGAGGAGAAGACAAAGCCGGCUCUUUUUGUUUUAGUUCUGUUUCACUGCCCCAUUAUCAGAUUCUUUUACGCACCAAAAGGAUUGGGAUUUCUUUUUCUUCUCGCUCAUUCUCUUCCUCUUUGUUAUCGUUUUUGGUGUUUGUGGACUUAGAUUCGUUUGCUUUUGUCCUUUAGAUAGCGUCUGCAUCUGCCUGAUCGCUUCAACAAAGAGGAAAAGAAAGACAGAGAGUUGCCCAGAUAUUUGAAUGGGCUUCGGAUUGGGUUGUUGUAAUACUGGGAUUGGAAAACCAAACUCUGAUUGAGCUUUGGAUUCAUCUGGGAUAAAUUUUCUUUCUUUUUUUCUCCUUCAAUUUUUGGAUUGGAAACGAGUUAAAAAUAAGUGUGCCUUUUGAUUUGGGGAAAUGGGUUGUUUCCCUUGUUUCGAUUCGAAGGAGGAAGAGAAGCUGAAUAAUCCAGUGAAUGAAAUUGAUGACCGGAAGCAGGGUCAACCAACGGUCUCUUCUAACAUUUCCAGAUUGCCUUCUGGAGCAGACAGAAUGAGAUCAAGAAGCAACGGGGGCUCCAGAAGGGACCUGGGGUCUAAAUUGCCUGAUCUCAAGGAUGUACCUGGGGUACAAAUUGCUGCUCAGAUUUUCACUUUUCGUGAACUUGUGACUGCAACAAAGAAUUUCAGGCCAGAGUCUUUCAUAGGGGAAGGAGGAUUUGGGCGUGUAUACAAGGGGCGACUUGAGAGUAGUAGUCAGGUGGUUGCAGUUAAGCAGUUGGAUAGGAAUGGACUUCAGGGUAACAGAGAAUUUCUGGUUGAGGUUCUCAUGCUCAGUCUUCUGCAUCACCCCAACCUAGUGAAUCUGAUUGGGUACUGUGCUGAUGGAGAUCAGCGGCUUCUUGUUUAUGAAUUUAUGCCCUUAGGAUCAUUGGAAGAUCACCUUCAUGAUCUUCCACCUGAUAGGGAACCAUUGGACUGGAACACAAGAAUGAAAAUAGCUUCUGGUGCAGCCAAAGGAUUGGAAUACCUGCAUGACAAGGCAAACCCUCCAGUUAUUUACAGGGACUUCAAAUCAUCCAACAUAUUGCUGGAAGAAGGAUUUCACCCAAAGCUUUCAGAUUUUGGGCUUGCAAAGCUUGGUCCCACCGAAGACAAGUCACAUGUGUCGACCAGGGUGAUGGGCACUUACGGUUAUUGUGCUCCCGAGUAUGCAAUGACUGGACAAUUGACAGUAAAGUCUGACGUCUACAGUUUUGGGGUAGUCUUUCUGGAGCUGAUUACUGGACGUAAGUCCAUUGAUAGCAACCGGCCCCAUGGAGAACAGAACCUUAUCACAUGGGCACGUCCAUUGUUCAAUGAUCGAAGGAAGUUUUCAAAAUUGGCAGAUCCAAGACUGCAGGGUCGGUAUCCGAUGCGGGGUCUCUACCAAGCUCUAGCCGUGGCAUCCAUGUGCAUCCAGGAACAGGCUGCCACACGGCCUCUCAUUGGGGAUGUGGUCACUGCUCUGUCUUACCUAGCCAACCAGUCAUAUGACCCUAACACGGCUUCAGGGCAUGGCCACAGAGGUUCUGGAGAAAAGGAUGAGAGAAGACACAGAGAUGAGAGAGGUGGAAGGAUAUUGAAGAAUGAGGAAGGGGGAGGAUCUGGACGCAGAUGGGAUUUAGAUGGUUCUGAGAAGGACGAUUCCCUGAAGGAAACCGCGAGGAUGCUAAACAACCGGGAUUUGGAUAGAGAACGAGCUGUUGCUGAGGCCAAGAUGUGGGGAGAGAAUUGGCGAGAGAAAAGACGACAGAGUGCACAAGGCAGUUUUGAUGGCACUAAUUUGUAGUGCCAUAUUGUACAAGGCACCAUCUUUGCCAUUAGUUCCUUGCCUCCUUUCUCAGCGGACCAACAUGUUUUCUAGUUUAACCAUUUUUAUUUUCCUUUCCUCUUAUCCAAACAUGAAGAAGAAGAAGAAGGAACCCAUAAAUGGAAAUUGUACAUUAUCUUCUAGGAGAAUGAGAACAGAAGAAACAGGACGUAUUUAAAAAUUUUGAGAGUAAACGCGUCUGGGUAAUGCUA
Messenger RNA from Prunus avium (sweet cherry), 2132 nucleotides. RefSeq names its product Protein kinase superfamily protein (gene PBS1). The record is from RefSeq and is a predicted model, not a curated record. NCBI's taxonomy places the organism in Eukaryota, Viridiplantae, Streptophyta, Magnoliopsida, Rosales, Rosaceae. Gene Ontology annotation, biological process: protein phosphorylation. Gene Ontology annotation, molecular function: ATP binding; protein kinase activity.